CUCUGUGUCGCCCAAGCCGCAAGCCUCUUCUUCGGCUCCUGGAGGGCGACGGGGCACGACGCUGCUGGCGGCAUCCCAGCGCACCCUCUCACGCUGCAGACGGACGGCCCGGGAGACUUCUCUUUACUCCCACGCUCCUCGUCACGACUCUUGUUUGCAUUAUACACGUCCUGCCUCUUGACGAGGCGUUUGCACAUCUUCCCGCCCGCCGUGCACUCACCAGCCAGUCUCUCCUUCAGCACAUCGCCCGUCCGAGCCUCGCGCGCCAGCCCACGAUCAUAUUCGACCUCGCCACUCCUUUGCUUGACACUCACCAUUGCUCGUCUUGAUGUAUGGGCGCCGAGAUGGACUCCUCACUUCGUGAGCCCACUCGCCUAUCGGCUUUGUACCAAUACCACAACGCACCGGAGGUCGCACCAGCACAUGGCUUGGAGUACGAUGACACGAUAUACCCUUCGUCGGACAAAUACCCUGUGAUACGGGAAUCGCCUCUCUACGAGGGCAAAUUCAAUGGCAAUGGGCGAUAUUAUGGUGACGGCAGCAAUCGGCCGCCCCGCAUCAUAUUUGGGAUGAAGAUCAGGACAUUCUUGGUCGUGGCGACUGUCAUGAUUCUUGUGGUCGUUGGGGCAGCCGUAGGAGGUGCUGUUGGUGGGAAACAGCUACGGGAACAGCACGAGACACAACUAAACGCAAACGUGACGAACACAGCGCUAUCUGCUGCAGCAACUGCAACCACGGAAUCCGGGACGACAGUCGCCGCAACAUCAACCUUCGCAGCUCCAACACCCACCUUUGAACCACUUAACGACUGUCCAGAGUCCAAUGGCACGAUGUACACCUCCGAGUAUGCUCAAAACGAAUCCACCUCAGACGACGCAGGCCUAGUCUUCAUCAAGAACUGCGACCUCCAAAAUCCAUUGUCAAUAAACAACGGCAAGCAAAUCGCCCAAGCAUUCGUAUACAGUUUCAGCGACUGUGUAGAAAUUUGCGCGGGCUAUAACAACCUGAACAGUGCAGACAAUUGCACAGUGGCGGUUUACGAACCCUCAGCCCACCGGCCAGUGAAUUGCUGGGUGGGAGACGCGGGAGACCUCGAUGUUUCCACGCUGAAUACAACAGAAGGCACGAAUGUCGCAAUAUUACAGUAAUGAUGAAUCGACAGUGAAAGAAAGAAAAAAAGAAGAAUAUCUCUUGUUAAAUUUUUGUAUACCCCAUCAUGUUGCCACGACUAUGUUAGCGUUUAUUCGACUUUCCUUCUCGGUUGCUCGAGGCUUGCUGAUGAACAGCUACAGCCUUUCAAAGCACCAGUUUUUUCGUGUAUUUAAAAAGCUUACCUCCUAGGCAGAGCGACAAGCUCUUUCUUCACAAGACAGGCGAGCAUGGACAACCAGCC
Messenger RNA from Cercospora beticola, 1393 nucleotides. RefSeq lists its product as uncharacterized. Lineage: Eukaryota; Fungi; Ascomycota; Dothideomycetes; Mycosphaerellales; Mycosphaerellaceae. The record is from RefSeq and is a predicted model, not a curated record.